CUUGUUCUUCCUUCUCAUCGAGUCAUUGUUUCCAACCUUUCUUCUCUAGCCUUCCCGUCAUCAAGCCUUUCUUUUCGUUGAGCCAUUUCCUUCGAGCCUUUCCUCUCCCUGUCUGGAACCAUCAUCUUCGUGUCUCGAACCCUAGGAGUCCCUGCCUCCAAUCGUGGCCCCCUGUCCCUGUGUGGUACCCGUGUUCUCCGUCAACGAACCCUCGAUUCACAGUGGAGCCCUAGGACUCCUAUUCUCGUACUCUGAGGUCAAUGCCACCUUCUUUCGGUCUCGGUGAGUCUGUGGAAAAACAAUCGCUUGAGAUUUGGCAGCUGCUAUUGCCUAUUGUGUAUGGUUUUUUAGAAAUUGUGGUGCUAUCUCAAACAUAUGUUCGUACUCUUACUGGUGUAGCUCUUCGUGUUAUUCGUGAUCCUGCUCCUGGUGGAUCAGAUCCAGUAGACAAUUCCCGAAGAGCAUAUACGACUUCUGCUGUGAUUGAGAUGCUUCGGUUUUUUGUGAAGAAUGCAUCCAGAACAAAAUCUAGUUCAAGAAGUAUGGAUCAGAAUAUCUGUUCUUCAGCUAUAUUUGAAAGCCCAGGUUGGUGGGAUGUUGUCAGUGGUCUAGGUAAAGCACUGCAAAAGAAAGGACACCUUGUUGAAAUUGUGCUUCUCAAAUAUGAUUGUAUGCAAUAUGAUCAUGUCUGCAACUUACGGGCUCCUCUGUACUGGGAGAUAUUUGUACAUAAAGGAUUAAAUUCAGCUAGGAUAUGCUUACAUGCCACAACUUUNAGUAUCAGGGGACUGCANCANCUUCANAGUUAGACUAAUGGGUCUUGUUAGCGAGAAUCUAAAANAAUCAGAUAAAAUGUGGGACAACUCAGCACAUGAUAGAGUUAAUUCUAAGGUAAGGUCAUAAAAUUAUUACCAAUCAUAUUAUAUAUCUGCAGUAAAUAUAAGUAAUAGAUUUUCCUUUCAUGAUCAGGGUGGGAUUGUUUUNUCAAACAUUGUGACAAUAGUUUCACCUCUUUCACGACCUUACCUUAUAAUUUCUUUCAAUUUGAUACACAAAAAUUUUGUAUAUUAUUUAACAAUUGAUAUAGACACUAACUUAUAAUAUUUUAUAUAUUAUUGCUUUGACAUGAUUUUACUUCCUUUUAUUGUCAUGUAAAUUAUUUUUGGACCAUUUUACAGCUCCUAACAUUAAUAACCCCCAUGUGAAAAAACAAACACACCAGGCUCCAUGCCUUC
Messenger RNA from Vigna radiata var. radiata (mung bean), 1235 nucleotides. RefSeq lists its product as uncharacterized. The transcript is spliced from 4 exons. Lineage: Eukaryota; Viridiplantae; Streptophyta; Magnoliopsida; Fabales; Fabaceae. The record is from RefSeq and is a predicted model, not a curated record. Bases 261 to 809 code for a protein of 182 amino acids.